Messenger RNA from Solea senegalensis (Senegalese sole), 1247 nucleotides. RefSeq names its product elongator acetyltransferase complex subunit 6 (gene elp6). Gene Ontology annotation, biological process: tRNA wobble uridine modification. NCBI's taxonomy places the organism in Eukaryota, Metazoa, Chordata, Actinopteri, Pleuronectiformes, Soleidae. The coding region runs from base 220 to 1044 and encodes 274 amino acids. The transcript has 7 exons. The record is from RefSeq and is a predicted model, not a curated record. Gene Ontology annotation, cellular component: elongator holoenzyme complex.
GUCUGUACCACAUUGGGUGCAUCCAUGAUUGGGUGACGUUAGCUCCUUAGUUAGCAUCUUUGUAAAAAAUAGCCUCCAGAUUAAUAAAAGUAAUGUUUCUGACGUUAUAGUUACAAUCGAGAAUCUCACAAGCACUAUAGUGACAUUUAGAACCUCCUCAAACAACGACUAUUUUGUGACGUGAUGGUUUAAUCUCACGUGUUUACAGCGAGUUUAGCCAUGUACACAGAGCUCAACAGCAUCCUGAACACCAGCCCCGACAGCUUCACACAGGGAGAAUUCCUCUUGGUGUCAGACAGACGGAGUGAUGCAUCUUUCCUCAUUCACCACUUUCUAUCCUUUUACCUGCGAGCACGAUGCAAGGUGUGUUUCCUGGGCCUGGUUCAGUCCUUCAGCCACUACAGUGCAGUCAGUCAGAGACUGGGUGUAAGUCUGGCACAAGCGAAGGAGAAAGGUCAACUGGUGUUUCUUGAGGGACUAAACGAGUCAUUGUCUGUUUUGAUUUCACAAGAAGAACAUACAGGAAGUCAAGCCAUGGACUUUCUCAGAGAUCCAACAGUCGGCCUGCGGAGUUUGUAUGAGUUUGUCCAGUCCAGUGUAAGAAGUUCUGGCAGUGAGGAGGGCGGGUCAGAGGAGUGGGGACCCCCGGUGUUGCUGGUAGACGACCUCAGUGUGCUGCUGAGUCUGGGGGUGAGCGUUGGAGCUGUGUUGGACUUCAGCCACUACUGCCGAGCCACAGUUUGCUCCAAACUACAGGGGAACAUGGUGAUGCUGGCACGCUGCAAUGGGGAAGAAGAUGAGGACGAGGGAGACGACGAAGGCUCAGAACGGCUCCUGAAGGGACUUACCCACCAAUGUAGUCUCACACUUAAUGUACAGGGUCUCCCAACGGGAUAUUGCAGGGACAUCCACGGCCAGGUGGAGGUGUGUUGGAGGAGGAGACAAGGUGAAGGACAGAACACGCAGAAGAAACUCUUUCAGUACAAGGUCCAUGACAAAGGAGCAUCCUUUUUUGCUCGAGGGACGUCCAGUGCUGUUCUUUAGUCCUGUGUGGUGGUAGGACAUGUUGAUCCUGCCAACUGACCUACAACUGUCCUCUUCUCCUGUAAAUGAUUCAAAUACAAGACAUGGAAAACAAAAUGGCAGCUGGGUUGGAUCAGCAGCGGUCUAUGGACAAGAGAGUCAUGCUUCUGUGUUUGUUCUAUCAGUUAUUUGUUUUAAUAUUGUGCCUGAUCUGUGUACAUAUA